CGCCCACCAUGUCUUACAGCUCAGUCGGCGCUCCGGCCGUCUUUAACGGAACCGACGAGGUCGGCGGUGAUCCCAGUAUGUCCGCAGUCCGCAGUCCACAUCCCAUGAUGCAAAUCGUGAAAAACUCGGCCAAAAAAUGAACGGGGACAUCGUGUGCUAAUUCGUAUGCCUCACUUUCAGCAACCACCAACCUCAACCAAUGGUACCAAUCCGGUGACCAGGCCUUCAUCCUGGUCAGCUCCUGUCUCGUCCUCAUCAUGGUCCCCGGCAUCGCCUUUCUCUACUCCGGCCUCGCUCGGAGAAAGUCGGCCCUCUCCAUGCUCUGGGUCGUCAUGAUGUCCUUCAGCGUCAUCGUCUUCCAGUGGUAUUUCUGGGGCUACUCUCUCGCCUUCAGCCAGACAUCCGGAAACCCCUUCAUCGGUGACAUGCACCACUUCGGUCUCCAGAAGGUCCUGGGCGCCCCCUCCGUCGGCUCCCCGCUCGUCCCCGCCCUCCUCUACUCCUUCUACCAGAUGAUGUUCUGCGCCGUCACUGGUUCCCUUACCGUCGGCGCCGUUGCUGAGCGCGGCCGCGUCAUCCCCAGCAUGGUCUUCGUCUUCUUCUGGGCUACCCUCGUCUACUGCCCUCUCGCAUACUGGGUUUGGAACGCCAACGGCUGGGCCUUCAAGAACGGCGUCCUCGACUACGCCGGUGGUGUCCCCGUCGAGAUCGGUUCCGGCAUGUCUGCUUUCGCCUACUCCUGGGUCCUCGGCCGACGUAACGAGAAGAUGAUGAUGAACUUCCGCCCUCACAACAUCUCUCUCAUCACCCUCGGCACCGUCCUCCUCUGGUUUGGAUGGCUCGGAUUCAACGGCGGCUCUGCCUUCGGUGCCAACCUCCGCGCUGCCAUGGCCUGCUGGAACUCUUGCCUCACUGCCAUGUUCGCCGCCAUGACUUGGUGCCUCCUCGAUUACCGCCUGGCCCGCAAGUGGUCCAUGGUCGGCUGGUGCUCUGGUACCAUCUCCGGUCUCGUUGCUGCCACUCCCGCCUCCGGUUUCAUCGACCCCUGGGCAUCCAUCAUUCUCGGUGUCGUUGCCGGUGUCGCCUGCAAUUUUGCCACCAAGGUCAAGUUCUUCCUCCGCAUCGACGACUCCCUCGAUGUGUUCGCUGAGCACGGUGUCGGCGGCAUGGUCGGUCUCAUCUUCAACGCCUUCUUCGCCACCGGCAAGGUUAUUGGACUCGACGGCGUCAAUUCCGGCCUCACCGGUGGUUUCCUCGACGGCAACUACGUUCUCCUCGGAUGGCAGAUCGCUGCCAUCGUCUCCGCCUCCGCUUACGCUUUCGUCAUGUCCGCCAUCAUCGCCAAGCUCAUCGAUUUUGUUCCCGGCCUGAAGCUCCGUGCCUCUGAGGAGGCUGAGCUCCUCGGUAUGGACGAUGACCAGCACGGCGAGUUCUCUUACGACUACGUCGAGGUCCGCCGUGACUUCCUGGCCUGGAGCCCCCACCGCGAGGAGCCCGCUGAGGAUGGUGAUGUCCUCGAGCCCACCCACGGUAUCCACGAGCACCAGUCCAUGAUGCAGACCCCCAGUUUCUCUGACGAGGCCGGUGUCACCAAGGCGCCUUCCGUCGAGAAGAUGCCUGAGCGCGACGGAAGCACCAGCGAGAAGCGCGAUUAGGCGUCUGCGCUGAGUCAAGUUGCAGUGUUGGAUAGAGUCGAUGUUUCUUUUGUUUUUGAAAUCGGUCGUUGGGGCAAGCCGGCACAGGCGUCUUUGGUUGAGAAUCUUUCCGCAUGUACAAUUGUAAUACCCGCAUGGUAGAUGUAUCCGGCUUUGAAAAAGCAACAUGCAAGUCAAAUUUAGGACGCACAUAUAACAUUUCUGCAGUCUGGUACUUUAAAUAGUUGUGGAAUCAGAUUGUCCAUAUCUUCUCAAACCCAAUUCCCACUUGCU
This is a messenger RNA of Ilyonectria robusta, 1928 nucleotides long. RefSeq names its product ammonium permease. The record is from RefSeq and is a predicted model, not a curated record. Gene Ontology annotation, molecular function: ammonium channel activity. Gene Ontology annotation, cellular component: plasma membrane. Gene Ontology annotation, biological process: ammonium transmembrane transport. Bases 258 to 1655 code for a protein of 465 amino acids. Lineage: Eukaryota; Fungi; Ascomycota; Sordariomycetes; Hypocreales; Nectriaceae. The transcript is spliced from 2 exons.